Messenger RNA from Paramisgurnus dabryanus, 4067 nucleotides. It is a transcript of the gene sez6b, whose product is annotated as seizure related 6 homolog b. Gene Ontology annotation, cellular component: dendritic shaft; dendritic spine; endoplasmic reticulum. Gene Ontology annotation, biological process: regulation of dendrite development; synapse maturation; regulation of protein kinase C signaling. NCBI's taxonomy places the organism in Eukaryota, Metazoa, Chordata, Actinopteri, Cypriniformes, Cobitidae. The record is from RefSeq and is a predicted model, not a curated record.
CUCCUCUGUGUAUUGCAGUUACGUGUUUUGCAUGCUAAGCUUGCAAGCUUCCCUAAAGGGGCCUUGGUUUUACGCAUGCAGUUGGACUGUGUGAUUGAAAGCGUACUCACACAACCUGAAGCUACUGGAGUUAUUGGUUAAUAUAUUAUACUGCACCACUUCUCAAUAUUGUUCAAGUUGCUUUGUUGCUCAACCUGCUACUCUUAUUUAAUCAGUCAUCAUCUCUGUCACACCUUAACCUUUGACCCAGAUAACAUAAAUUGUGACAGAAAUAUUUAGACAGAAAGUUGUUUGUCUGGCAUUGAUGAACCAUGAAAUUAAUAGCCUUCAAUACAAAAGGUAUUAAUGGAGAGAGAUCUGGCAGAUGGUAACAGAGAAAGAGUGACAGAUGACAUUGAGAUAAGUAAGGCAUUAAAACUUCAACCUUCAAGUUAACCACCCUGAUCCUACACCACUACUUCACAUCACCCAUGCUUUUGCAAGAAUGACUAAACGUCCCUCAUGUAAUGAGGUUCUUUUAUGGAUGGGAGGUUAGCAGUCACCCAAAGAGGAGGUCAGCUGGAAGCAGAGGAUGGGUCAUAUCACAGCACACAGGAUGCAGAGAGAGACCUGCCCCUGUUCACCACAGCACCCCCUUUCAGUAGCCUCGACCACCACCCGCCUUUCAAGCCUUUCCCGCCGUAUGACCCGCGGCGCCAAAGCCACGAGCAGUAUUUUCAUGACAGCGGAGGAUCGUCUCACCAUCCCACAAUGCCAUCCUCUAGAUCACAUCACCCCAGAGAUCUGUCCACUCAGCUGGUCCCACACGAGGACGCUCCUCCGUUCUCUGAUGUAGCGGCUUCUAGACCCACCACACCGGCUCCAUCUGCUGCUGCCCUCACACAGUCAUACAUGACCAACAUCCAGCGUGGACCUUCAGCAGAUACACAAAGAAGAAGCUCGGAUGAGCCUAAUGUGGCAAUGACUCUGGGAUCGCUGACCCCCACAGAUGCGCACCCUUCUUCCAAAAUAUCCUCCAACAUCAAUCCCAAGAAUGCAACUAUCCAGGUGAAAAAUGCCAAAGAUAAAGUACAACAGAUUAUGGUGGAGCAUGAUGCUACAGGAAGUGAUGUCAAAGCAACAUCAGUGUCCGGGGAUUUGGAUGAUGAGACCACCACAUCUACCAUAAUCACAACAACAGUUAUUACAACAAUGCAGACGCCAGCUCCAUGCAGCACCAAUUUCACAGCACCGGGGGGCUACAUAGAGACACCACAGCAUGCCCGCAGCUGGUACAAUACAAAUAUGGACUGCACAUACACCGUGACCGUCUACAUGGGCUAUGGGGUGGAAAUUCAGGUGAUGAAUGUUAGCCUGGUUGAAGGAGACGUGGUCAGGUUCGAAGAUCUGGGUGGCCGCGAGCCUUCAGUUCUGGCUAAUGAGUCUAUCCUGCUGAAAGGUCUGGUGGUCCGCAGCUGGAGCAACCAAAUCGCCAUCCAAUUCCGCAGCCAGCAACCUCAGUCCAGCUUCUUACUGCUGCGUUACCAAGCGUUUGUAUUGAGUUGUAACUUCCCUGAUAGACCGGCUUACGGGGAUGUUUCUGUGACCAGCCUGCAUGCAGGAGGAGAGGCUUACUUCUACUGCUUUAAUGGAUACCAACUGCAGGGUUCCUCCACCCUGAUGUGUCGCAAUGCCACCACACCCUACUGGAAUGGAAAGGUGCCCCGCUGUCUCGUGUCCUGCGGGGGGAUGCUAAAGAAUGCAACUCUCGGUCGCAUCGUGUCCCCUGGUUUCCCUGGCAACUACAGCAACAAUCUGACCUGCCAUUGGAUCCUUGAGGCACCCGAGGGCGAAAGGCUCCACGUGCACUUUGAGAAAGUGGCCCUUGCCGAAGACGAUGACAGGUUCCUCAUCAAAGAUGGAAACCACAUUGAUUCGACUAUACUGUAUGACUCAUACGAAGUGGAAUAUCUGCCGAACGAAGGUAUCGUCAGCACUUCCAGGCAUCUUUUUGUGGAGUUUACGACGGAUGGCAUUGGCACCAACACCGGGGUAGCCAUCAGACAUGAAGCUUUUGCAGCGGGGCACUGUUACGAGCCGUUCGUCAAGUACGGCAACUUCACCGCCACUGACAGCACCUACGCUGUGGAUGCAGUUGUGGAGUUCGCCUGUGACCCGGGCUACACCCUUGAGCAAGGCUCCGUCAUCAUCGAGUGCAUGGAUCCCAGCAACCCGCAAUGGAAUGAGACUGAGCCCGCCUGCAGAGCUGUAUGCAGUGGAGAGAUCACAGAUUCAGCCGGGGUUGUGUUGUCCCCUAACUGGCCUGAAGCCUAUGAUAAGGGCCAGGACUGCAUCUGGGGGAUCCAUGUAGAAGAAGACAAGAGGAUCAUGUUGGACAUCCAAGUUCUCCACUUAGGAAAGAAUGACCUGCUGACCUUCUAUGAUGGUGACGACCUGACUGCAAAGAUAUUGGGCCAGUACAGUGGCUCCCGUCCUCGGUUCAAACUCUACACCUCCAUGGCUGAUGUCACCAUUCAGUUCCAGUCAGACCCUGCAACCAACAUCUACGGCUACAACAACGGAUUUGUGGUGCACUUUUUCGAGGUUCCCCGAAACGACACCUGUCCAGAGCUUCCUGAGAUCUCUAAUGGUUGGAAGACAACAUCUCAUCCUGAUCUGGUGCAUGGCACAGUGGUGACAUAUCAGUGUUACCCGGGCUUUGAGGUGGUGGGCACCGAAAUGCUUAUGUGCCAGUGGGACCUAACCUGGAGUGGAGAUCUGCCCAGCUGUGAAAGAGUUCUGUCAUGUCCAGACCCAGGCACAGUGGAGCACAGUCGCAGGGUGAUGUCAGGGCCGCGUCUCAUCGUUGGCUCUACCGUACAGUACAUCUGUAACAAAGGCUACUCGCUGUCAGGUAACAGCCUCCUCUCCUGCUACCACCGCGACUCCACCGGCCCCAAAUGGAGUGAGAGACUGCCUAAAUGCAUUGCCGAUACGUAUGAGCCAUGUAGGAACCCUGGCAGACCUGCCUACAGCAUCCAGAGCUCAGACAAACAAGUGUAUCAGGCAGGGGAGACUGUACGCUUCUCCUGUCUCAGUGGAUAUGAGCUCCAGGGUGAACCUGCUCUCCGUUGCGUCCCCGGGCACCCAUCCAAAUGGAGCCACGCGCCCCCCGUGUGCAAAGCUCUCCCUUUUCUCCCAGCUGGAACACUGGAGUACAUAAAUGAACGCAGGAUAGAUGUGGCCAGCGCAGACUUUAGUAUUGAGGGAGCAAGUGUGGCUGUUUCCAUCUUCAUCCCAGUGGCCGUAAUCCUUAUUAUCAUCAUGUCAAUAUAUUUCUACUUUUCAAGGGUGCAGGGGAAAUCGCUACGCCUAUCCAUGUCAACAUCACCACAAUAUGAUCACAUCCGAGGAGAGGCUUUCGAAAACCCCACUUAUGAGAAUGCGAGACCUAUGAUUCAAACCAGCCACCAGAAGUACUCUCUAGGAUUCUGUUGUAAAGAAAAAACCUGUAAGGAGAGUUGAUAUUGGAAUAGCAUCACAUGGACAACGCCAUGAAGGAUACGAGAGAAUAUGAAGUCUCCAUUUAAAUAAAUCAAUGGUCAUUUAGCAUGGAGGACCGCAAGCCUUUCUCUGCCUUGUGGAAGAUUUCCUCUCACAUCUUGUGUAGCCACCUCUGCUCUUAAUCUUCCUUCCUUCUCAUCCUUUCCCAUCUGCUGUAAAUACCAUCUUUGCUUCGGAGGACUUUCACAAGCGAAGACUGCGGACAACAUGAUAUUAUUUUUGUAGAGCUUCGAUAGCCAUGGCCUAGCAGAAUUGCUUGUACAGUUUUUACCCGAAACGAGCCAAAUUCAAUAAGUAAUUACAAAUGAAUGAAAACGGGCAAGUUGUGUCAUUAAAGUGAUUAAUGUCCCUCUAAACUGAUGGAUUUAUUUAUUUACUUUAUCAAUUGUGUUAUCUAUCUCACAACCAAAAUAAUUCAUGAUACAAGGGCAGCAGUAAAGCAUCUGGAUUAUAAAUAAAAAUGUUUGUGGCCCUAAUGAAAUUAAUCAAAUGUACAACUAAAUAAAAAAAUCGUAAGCAACUUA